Molecule: messenger RNA, 321 nt
Organism: Rangifer tarandus platyrhynchus (Svalbard reindeer)
Lineage: Eukaryota; Metazoa; Chordata; Mammalia; Artiodactyla; Cervidae
Source: the annotation of a GenBank genome assembly
AUGGCCUCUCAGCUAGGCGGAAACCUCAGUGCAGAGGCCGGGCGUGUCCUGGGCACUGCGUCUGUCUUGGGAACACAGGCCAGGGGGUCGGAGGUGGACAUCCUCCAGGGUUGGAGGGAGGGGUGCUUGUCGUUACAGACCGCCGCGCUGCAGCCCACCCCUGCCCUGGGCCCGCCUGGGAGGCUGGGUGGCUGGGGAACCCAGGGUGUCCAAGCCUUCUGUGCAGGACCCUGCCCAGGGCCACAGCCAUUCACCCCCAGGCUGAGCUCCGUCCUGAGUCCCGUUCAGCCCCCCAGCUCCGGAUGUGGCAGGAGGUCCUAG